AUGAGUUCCAACGAUUCCGUGAUCACCCCUCAGAAGGUCCUUUCGUUUACAUCCCCAACGGACGGGUUUCUCUGCCCGAUCACCGCGAACACGUACAAAAUCGAGUUCUACCGCUUUACGAUUCGCGAUAUGGAUACGAAUAAGGAGAUCUUCGACGUGGAGAGGGAUCCGGCGUGCAACGAGGAGUUCACCGCGCGUGCGGCGGAGCUUUCGCCGGAGGAGGCGGACGCCUUGCGGACGAUCCACUACCGCUUUUCCUCGGAUUUUCUUCACCUUCGAACGGUGGGCGCGAAGGUAGUCUUUAGUGUGAGCGGCGACGAGGCGGUGCCGAAUUUCCGCAUGAUCGAGCGGCAUUACUUCCGCAAUACGUUGGUUAAGUCGUUUGAUUUUUCGUUCGGGUUCUGCAUCCCGCACUCGGUGAACACGUGGGAGUCGAUCUACGACAUGCCGAAGCUCGACCCCGCCUGGCAGGAUGCGAUGAUUAAAAGCCCCUUUGAAACGGUGAGCGAUAGCUUUUACUUUGUCGGGGAUAAGCUAAUCAUGCACAACAAGGCAUACUACGCAUUUGAUGGGGAGUAUGUUUCCUAA
This is a messenger RNA of Phytomonas sp. EM1, 588 nucleotides long. The record is from the annotation of a GenBank genome assembly. Lineage: Eukaryota; Euglenozoa; Kinetoplastea; Trypanosomatida; Trypanosomatidae.